GUUGUUUAGCAUUUUUAAGCUAGCCAUGCCGCACCAAUGCAUAUAGUCUAUUUGUGCGUUUGUAUUCAGGGGCAUUGGAGCUGCGGAAUUGAGCCAUGCGUGUUUAUAGUGAAGCAGCACAAGUUACAGAGUAGAUUGCAAAGUAUCUCUGGGUUCAAUGUUAAAAGCUGCUAUCAUCACGCUGCAACCCGCCACGCCGUACGUCAUGUGAGCCAGCUGGCUUCAAGUUGACCUGCGUACCGUGUUUUAUACAGACUAUGUGGUAUUAGCCAGUGCUAACUUUAGGCGUGAACCUUAAUUUAACCACCGAGGCAAGCAGUACGUGACAGGUCUGUAGUAUUGGCUGACGGACCGUGUAAACGCGGCUUGUAAAAGAAUCCCACCGUGGUUGGUCAUAGUGUAUAGAGAGGAGCCUACUCCACUCUCCAGGCUCCUCAGCCAUGGCUCUGCUGACCUACCUCAAGAGCCUGUUCAUCCUGCAGUUGCUAAUGGGCUUUGUGUUCGUGGUGAGCGGCCUCAUCAUAAACUUCAUUCAGCUCUGCACCUGCAUCCUCUGGCCAAUCAACAAGCAGCUCUAUCGCAGGAUCAACUGCCGGCUCUCCUACUCCCUCUGGAGUCAGCUGGUGAUGCUGCUGGAGUGGUGGUCUGGGACCGAAUGCACCCUAUACAUAGACCAAGCUACGGUGGACAAGUUUGGCAAAGAGCAUGCCAUCAUCAUCCUCAACCACAACUUCGAGAUCGACUUCCUGUGUGGCUGGACCAUGUGCGAAAGAUAUGGUGUUCUAGGGAGUUCAAAAGUGCUAGCCAAACAUGAGCUACUGAAGGUCCCUCUGAUUGGCUGGACCUGGUACUUCCUAGAAAUAGUCUUCUGCAAAAGAAGAUGGGAGGAUGACCGAGACACUGUCUUCAAUGGACUGAGCAGGCUCAAAGACUAUCCUGAAUUUAUGUGGUUCCUGCUGUAUUGCGAGGGCACCCGCUUUACAGAGACAAAGCACCAAAUCAGUAUGCAGGUUGCAGAGAGUAAAGGCCUGCCCAAGCUCAAAUACCACCUACUACCCCGGACCAAAGGAUUCACCACCACACUGCAGUGUCUUAAGGGGACAGUGACUGCUGUGUAUGAUGUAACUCUCAACUUCAAAGACAACCAAACUCCCACUCUCCUGGGCAUCGUCAACGGCAAGACAUACAAAGCUGACAUGAGUGUAAGGCGGUUCUCUGUGGAGGAUAUACCAGAUGAUGAAAAAGAGUGUGCAAACUGGCUGCACAGGCUCUACCAGGAGAAGGACGCCUUACAGGAAAUGUACAACAAGGAAGGCAAAUUCCCCGGACCCACAGUAAUCCCACGCCGCAGGCCAUGGACGCUGCUGAACUUCCUGUUUUGGGCCACCCUGCUGCUUUCACCCCUCAUCAACUUCGCUUGUGGAGUGGUCGUCAGUGGCUCCCCCCUCCUCAUCAUUGGCUUUAUCCUCUUCCUCAUCAUAGCCUCCAUAGCUAUCCGCCGCCUCAUAGGGGUCACAGAGGUGAAGAAAACCGGCUCUAGUUACGGCAACCCGGAGGCAAAGAAACAAAACUAAAGAAGUGAUACCCCCUCCGUGUACGGCCGUUUCUGUACGGAUUCCCUGUGGUGUUUCACCCCUACCCAACUCCAUUCUCCUCUUACUGUUGAGUCAGUUGAAAGGCUAGGGAGGAGACCCAGCUGUGAAAACAUAAUAGAGACCAGAGUUAGAAAUACCAAUGGCACUAGGGUGAGAGAGAGUAUGGAAGGUCUGGGCUUCAAACUUUCUGGUGUAACACAGAACAUAUAUGGGGGGAGGCAGCGCUGUAUUCCCCUGCAUCUUUCUUAAUCUAGCUAGUGACCUACUGUCCCCACCCGUCUCAUGAAAUCCCGAUAACACCCAAGGUUAAUCUCCUAACUUGUCUGAGGUCACAUGGACAGUCAGUCAGUCCAUUUCCUGCCCUGCGCUACCUACCUCCACUUCAUGUCACAGUCAUCAAGCCAAUCAGGGAGUGUUGAUGUGCUCAUUCUCCUUUCCCACAGAACACAAGCCGAUCCGUAUCUGAUCUUUUAAAUCUUAACCUCCAUCCAGGGGCAGUGCGUUUCUGCAACAGCAAUCUGAUACAUGCAGGACAUCUUCCUCCCUUUUUUUUCUCCACUAAUUGAGAGUUGUAAUGGGAACCGGUGCCUUGAGGCCCACCCUGGUUUCCUUACUUUUAAAUGGUCUGUUCACUCAAAUCACAAAACAUUUACCAUUUAACUUCUACGAAUAUAGGAGGCAGGGUCAUUGUAAAAGUAAAAAAAAUGAACAACAGUGUGUCUUUCCAGAAACAAUGUCUCUGUUACUCUGGAUCAUGUUUGACAGUUUUCAUCAGUGACUAUAUGUCGAAUGUUAAAAAAAAAACAGAGUGAAAGCUGGCCAUAUUGACAUCAUUUGAUUAUCCAAGUAGCAGGCACAUUGUUCCUGGAAAGAGACACUGCUCUUGAGUUUCAAAUAUCAUUUUAAAAAUAUUUUCAGCACCACCAAUGAUAUUCAGUUCACCUCCAUUGUAAUGGCUUAGCAGCAGAAAUCUCAGGGGAGAGAUCCCCCCCCCAAAAUAAAUGUGGUCUCAUCAUGACCUUUUUUUUUAACUGACCCCUGAACAUCUUGGCUGGGAGAUGCUGGUGGCUAAACUACAGCAAGAGCUCAGAAUGUGAAAACUGUCCUCAUCAAGGAUACAUACCAUCCUUUACAGGUCUCAUUUGUAGCCCACAGCACCAACACCUACAGAUUCAUUCUGACACAUUUCAGUUAUUUUUCCAAUCUCUCUUCCUGUUUUUCAUUUGUAAAACACAAUUGGACCCCACAUGUUGAAAUGCAGGUUUGACUGUUCUGCUUUUGCUCUUGAUGAAUGGCAGAUCUGGUGGAACCAGAUUCCAGACAAAGGUCACCAACUGUCUUCAUGUAGCCUCACAGCUGUUGGGAUGUUUUGGUGUCCAGAUAUAGAUUGUAGAGCUGAUAUUUGAACCUUUGCCUUAAAUCAAGCCUGCUCAGGCAAGGGAUUGCUUAUUCGCCACCCCUUUAAAAACAGCACCCCAACUCUUACCUCUUGCGUUAUGUUUGAAGAUUCAUCCUCUUCCUCCUUACAGUGCAUGAUGGAGUUGUCUUUCUUUCUUUUUUUUUGGUUUGAUUACCAAAGUGAAAGAGUUAUUGGAAAACCAUUUUUAAUCUUUAUGGUAGAAAGCUAGAAAGUUGUUGGUUUGUUUAAGGCGUCCUUGUUAACUGUACAUUGCCAUUAGUUAAAGCCUUGUUUCUCUGAAUGUCCCAGCCAUUGUUUAAUGCAGUUCUAUACAUUUCACUGUUUUUAGAAUCGGUCAUCCCAGAGGUGGUUGUUUUUGACUGACAAAUUAAAUAUUGGCUAAUGCAAUCCAAGGGUAGAUCCCUUCGAGUGUUACAAGUCACAUUUCGUGGUCCCAAAUACAAACAAUGGUAGCAAAACAUGGAGGGGAUACUUUGUGUCAUGCUUUUUCCUCUCCUCCCCCCUCCUGUGCCACAUGUAGUAAUAAUCAUAGAUUUUGUUUUGUUAAAUUUUUGGGGGACUCAUCACUCCUCAGCAGUAAUAUGUCGUGUACUUCCUCUCUUGGUAAAGUAAUCUCAACCCAGACAGAUUUCAUGCAAGCCUUAAUAGACAGUUCUGCUUCAUUUUUGUGUGAAAAUGUAGAAGCUAACUGAACCCCUGUGGUAGUGAUGUAUUGAAAUUUGGAAAAAUGUCCUCCGGUAUAGCAAGCAAGUUGCUGGGAUUAGUUGCCAAGUUGGUGGUUCUAAAGUUUUAACAUUAAGAAUUAAAGCGAAAUGAGAAUGGAAGUCUAAGUACGGAGAGCUCUGUUCAUAAUCAGUUCUUUUUUUUUUUUUUUUUUUUUACAGUAAGUUACUUCAGUUGCUUUACCUCAAAUAUUUGUUAAAAGCUUUAGUAUCUUAGCCUGGUAUCUGUGUUUCCUUUGAUACCGACAUACAGCAUCGGAUACGAAUGCAGUCCAACUCAUCUUGUCAUUCAGUAAAAAUGAUAUCCCACAGCAGAAAGGAUGCUGAGAAGAUCAAACUUUUUACAGGGGAUGUUUUUUAUUCAGAAGACACAAAUAACUUUUUUUUUUUUCCUGAGGUCUAGAAUGGAAUCAAAUAAAAUUACAAAUUGACAACACUUUAUGACUUUUGAAAUCUCAAAGAUAAUUCAGUUAGUGGCACCUCUUGCGUCAGCUUUGUUUUGUUUUCUAAGGCUAUUUCUAUGUUUUCUUCAAUUUAAACACUUGAGAAUAUUAAAGGAUUUAAUCACAAAGCCA
Messenger RNA from Micropterus salmoides (largemouth bass), 4312 nucleotides. It is a transcript of the gene agpat3, whose product is annotated as 1-acylglycerol-3-phosphate O-acyltransferase 3. The transcript has 10 exons. The record is from RefSeq and is a predicted model, not a curated record. Gene Ontology annotation, molecular function: 1-acylglycerol-3-phosphate O-acyltransferase activity. Lineage: Eukaryota; Metazoa; Chordata; Actinopteri; Centrarchiformes; Centrarchidae. Gene Ontology annotation, cellular component: endomembrane system; endoplasmic reticulum. The coding region runs from base 441 to 1574 and encodes 377 amino acids.